ACUCAUUUUAAUGCGGUCAGUUUUUGACAGUAGUAGCUUGUUUAGCAACAAAAAAGUUGAUUUUGAAAUCUACUAUUUGUGAUGUAAUAAUUAUUAACGCAAUCCGCGCUAACUAUUGCUGGGGUGCAUCUAGUCGCAAAGAUGACUUCGUUAGAUUUGACCCUGUCGGAAUUUUCCUCUUUCUCUUUUUGCGCUGCGGCGUUGGGUUUUUGUGCCAUAUUUCUUUACAUAACGAGGAAUAUGUUGUAUGUCGGAGAUCAGAGGACAGAGUGGGCUUUUCCGACUUCUGUUCAACGUGGGUCUCCUAAAGUCCCGCAGAUGAACAUGGUUCGAAUCGAGAUUCCAUUCACGUUUAAAUUACUGAGAGCACAGAGUGCUUCCUAUGAAGAAUUACAAUUUUCCUUAUUGAGUGAAGUGCAUUAUGAAGUGCACUGUUUCUGGGGUGUAAGCGUUAAACAGUUUCACUUGUUUUUGUGUCGACCCUGGUAUGACAUUAGAGACGCAUUUGCUAGGGGUGACUUUUUGAAUGGAUAUUAUGAACAAUCGGGCCUGCAAGCAGUGAAUGACGCGAACACGGAGGAAACAUACACCGUUAGCUUAAACAAAACAAGUUCUGACUUUUUAAAAUCAGGAACACUGCCUAGGAAUUACUAUCCUUUAGUUGUUAUUGUGAUUAGGAAUGUAAGGGAUCAAAAUGUUCUUUCAAAUGAAACGGUUGCACUAAUCAACAUAAUUCACAUAAAAGAUUCAAUAUGCACUUUACCUACCCGUAUUUUGGCCCAGUACCUAAAGCAGGCAAAUGGCCAAUUGUCUUCAUUAAAGCAACUUUAUUUGUCCACUGAGAGUUUAAACUAUGAAACGGCAAACCAGAAGGACAGAGAAGCAGAGCAGCAGUACUGUAUAGUGUGCCAGUAUUUUCCAUUAUCGAGGGCCAUUUUGCCAUGCAGGCACACAUGUGUCUGUGCCAACUGUUUUUCCAGAUUAGAUCGGUGUCCAAUCUGUCGGGGCUCCAUAAAAAGCUACUUCUGCAUUAGAGAUGAGCAUUAUAUAACAGAUUGCUCAAGCUCGAAGCAGAUUCAAAGCCGUUGGUCACUUCUCGACUGGCUCCACACCUGGGAUGACCGCCUGACUGAUUUUCUUGGCUUUCAAAGAUAGAACUUGAAAUAGACUUUGUAUAAGAAUAUUUCUGUGAUGUGAAUGAUAGUAUUUGUUUUUUUUUUAAUAUAGUUUUCGAACAAAAACACUCCUUUACUUGUUCUAAAAGUGUACUACUGGAGUCAAUUUAUGGUAUUUUCAGGCAUUACUAAACAAUAUCCUGAUAAUUUUUUAAAAAUGUAUAAUAAAUCUUAUUAGACAAAGGCAACUAUGUGGUAAUGAAGCAUUUAUACUAUAUAUUCACAAUAACUAUUAAGCAGCCAAAUAUAUAUAUAAUAUACAAAAGCAAGGCUCAUACAACUGCAAACAUCAAUAAACAAACAGUGGCAAUCUUAAACAUUGUGUUAACUUCAACAAUACUUUUUCUGAUCCAAAGAACUGCAAGCAGUUAAUUAGUAACAAGUAUAGCACAGGUAAUCCUCAUCGUUUAAGGAAAAUGAGCAGUUCUUGCAGAAAGUGUUUUUGCAGUCGAUGCAAUCCUGCAGACAAUCCAAACAGGAACUUUUUUCACAAUAGUAGCGUUUCGGUUUCGAUAGACACGGAGCAGUUGCAGCAGUGAAAGGCAAUGUUAAUCAUUUCUGGCUUGGGGAUCGACUGAAAUUGCUUCUUGCUCCCCUUGUAGAGUAAUUGCAGCGUUUUUUCUGAUGCAACGGAUGUUAUCUCCCGAACUUUUAAACCGGUCUUUAACUCCUGCUUUUUUACAGCUUGACUGGCUUCGUCGAAUGGGCACAGGCGUUUAUUAGACAUCACAGUUACCUUAUUUCCCUUUUCAAAAAAUUCAAAUUUUGGCUUAACCUACAAUUUCUAAUAGAUAAACGUACACAACUGUUAGCCAAGUUUGCUAUGAUCAUUCGA
Molecule: messenger RNA, 2010 nt
Organism: Cylas formicarius (sweet potato weevil)
Lineage: Eukaryota; Metazoa; Arthropoda; Insecta; Coleoptera; Brentidae
Product: cell growth regulator with RING finger domain protein 1-like
Exons: 7
Coding region: 142-1155 (337 amino acids)
Biological process (GO): negative regulation of cell growth
Source: RefSeq, a predicted model, not a curated record